UAAUAAUUUUAUCUUGAGUAAUAAUUUUUAAAGAUUAUAUAAAUUCAACCAUUAAUCAAGUACAGUAAUUUUUAUUAAUAAAAUAUAAUAUCUUAGUGUUAACAAGAACGUUAAAAAUGCAAAAGAAAAGCAAUGUUGAAUUCGUACAAAAUAAAAAUAAAAAAUCAAUAUAAAAACCAAAAUAAAAUGCGACAGGAAGGGGGACGAUGAAAUUUAAUAACUUAAUCUUCAUUGAUAUUUGCACGAUGAUCAUUUUGCCUCAAGAUCGUGAAGAACGUUGUUGAAAAUAAGAAGCUAUAAAUGAUUGGUAUAGUAAUAUAUUUCGAUAAUAUUACUUGAUUAUAUUUACUUGAAUAAAUCGAUUAUUCGAUAAUCGAAAUACAAUUGUGUCCGUUCCAAGCCAACUUUAUAUCAUUCGUUAUUUUUUAAAAGAUAAGUGAAAAAAUGUUUUAAGAUCUUUGACGUGUAUUAUCGAGUAUAUAUAUAUUUUUUUUUCUUUUCGCAUAAAAUACACAAAAUUUGAAAUGUGAUGACGAUAUACAUACACACACGCUAUUAACAAGGAAAAUAAAUGCCCGGAGUUUGCGCACGUUGUCGUCGCGAAGUUUAUUUCGCGGAGGAAAGAUUGGCUCUCGGAAAAGUUUGGCAUACAUUCUGUUUCUCUUGCCUCAACUGUCGAAAAUUGUUGGACAGUUGUACAGUGUCGACGCAUCGUGGCGAAUUAUUUUGUCGAAAUUGUUACUCCCGACUUUUUCCGAGCAUUUUACGUUCCACGAAAGAGAAUAAUUCAUCCAAAGAUAUUAAAACGUUUCCCCGUUCAACUAUUCUGAACACGCCGAUCUCCGUCAAGGAUUCCACUUGUUGUCAUUGCUGUUGUUAUUGCGCCACUGAAGAUACUCCGAUCGGUGAAGCAUCGUCGAUAAACAGCAAAGAUUAUCAUUCGAAGAAACAUAGACUACGUGGAGGUGGAGAAGAAGAGGAAAAGUCGCAAUCUAGACUUGGAAAUAUAAUAGUUCACUUAAUUGUGAAAAUGAAGAUCGUAAGUGCAGGUAUUUCCAGUACGGAAGGAAAUCAUAAAAAUCCAAUCAACGUGUCGCCAACACCACGUCCUUGCCCACGAUCAUCGGCUCGUCGUGUGUCUUUCUGCGAAGAGAAAAACACUGUUGAUCAUUGUUGUGAUAUGCAGAAUGAUCAAAAAGUAUUCUUGGACGAUAGAAAUCUCGAUGAUUGUUCGAAGGCAGAUAUUCUAACCAUACGUUCCUCCGAGGAUCUAAGAAAACCCGAUCAGGAUUUAAACGAUGAAGAUUUAAAUUAUUCCGAUAUCGUUGACACAACGCAAAUACCAUGUCAUGAUAUUGAUAAAGAUAACGAGAAUAUUUUCGACAAGGAUAUGCCAAAUUGUAUUCAUAGAAAUCUUCAAGAUUUCUCAAACGAUAUUCAAGAUAAAAAUGACAACGACGACGAUCGUAUGAGAGGAGGUCACGGAGGAAGUAAUUGUCGUAAAUCAAGAAAAUCGGAAGGUUGUUGCGCUAAUAUAUCGAUUAGCGAGGGAUACGAAUGUUGUUCUUCCCAGAAUCCGAAUAACAGAGGUUGCUGUUGCCGUAAACGAUGUAUAGAAUUCGAAUCGUGUUCUUCUCCUAGGGAACACGAUCCUUGCGACGAUUAUAAAAAUGUACCUUGCAAGUACGUCAGCUGUUCUCCACCUUGUGCCGAUAAAAGAGGUUGUUGUCCUCCCGCGGGAUAUAGACCAAUUUGUAGGAAACCUAGGAGAAAUUGUUGUUCACCUUGUAAAGGAGAAUCGCCAGGUUGUGGUGGUGGGGGAUGUUGUGGUGGUGGUUGUCGAGGUGGAUGCGGUAAGCCUGGUCAAACUUGUGUCCCGGCUCGACAAUGUUUUGUUCCACCUUGUCGACUAUUACCUCCGUGCGUCGAAACACCCUGCGCAUCACCGCGACCUUCACCCUGUUGUCGACCACCUAGUCGAGGAAGAUGUUGUUGCACGGGAGGCGGUGGCUCGAGCUACUGCCGAUCAAGAAGUCCACCAUGCCGUACCGUUACCAAUGGGGAUUGUUGUUGCGACAAUGUUACAUGCUGCGAUAUCGACGGAAUUGAUUCAUGUUGCAAGGUCAAGUUACCUCCAGGAUGCGAAUGCCUAGGUGGUGGUCUGGACUGUCAACGUUGCGGACGAAAGGUGUACCAAGCUGAAAUGCAGAUCGCUUCCGGUGUGCCGUAUCAUAACAUUUGCUUCAGUUGCUUCUGCUGUCGUAAACCUCUCGAACCUUUGACGUAUCAAGAGAGUUGUGGGGAAAUUUAUUGUAAACAAUGCUACAUCAGAAAUUUCGGACCGCAAGGAUACGGUUACGGUAUGGGAGCUGGCGCGCUGCAGACCCCAAUGUGAAGCAAUAAUAUCGGAGAGGAUAUGCAAAAACACGAUGUUAUUCUACUUCGAUUUACAAAUAUCCACAAAUAUUUGUAUGGAUACUUCUAUUUAUUUUCGUAACGAACGUUGUGGCGGAUAUUGUUUUAUCGUAUCGUACGAUCAUUUUUUAAUCCAUCUUACAUGGAAGAGCGUACAACUUGUACAAUCUUGCUUUA
This is a messenger RNA of Vespula vulgaris, 2592 nucleotides long. RefSeq lists its product as uncharacterized. The transcript has 6 exons. Lineage: Eukaryota; Metazoa; Arthropoda; Insecta; Hymenoptera; Vespidae. Gene Ontology annotation, cellular component: cytoplasm. Gene Ontology annotation, biological process: actin cytoskeleton organization. The coding region runs from base 572 to 2395 and encodes 607 amino acids. The record is from RefSeq and is a predicted model, not a curated record.